GUGAAUAACUAGAAGCGGACAGUUCACUUCACCAAUUUUGUCAAUAUUCUGUGGAAAACAAAAAACUGAUUCACAGUAGUAGAGGGGCCACAAUGAAAAAAGGGGAAUAGACUAUAAAUCUGAAGCACGAUAAAUUACUACCUUGUAAAUAUCAAACCAAAAUGUCCUUUUCACAGGGUAUAGAACUCUCAACCCAGAUAAAAUUGGGCUGUGUAACACAACACCUCUCAAGUACGGCACUCGUGAUGCAAGAUCGAUGGUGGGACCACUACCAACAGACUGCCCAUAUAGUAUUAGUUGUUCAUCUUUAACACCAUACUUCUCCAUGAGGCAUUUAUACACAGCAUCAAUGUCUGCGUAUGUAUUACAUUCAGUUGGCUGUUUCAAAAAGACUGUCCAUAGCCUGAGUAGUCAUAUCUAUCAGAUUCACGCGGAGACGGAGGGUAUUCUCCACGAGAGCUCGUACAUCUGACCUAAAUCAGCGGCGUUACCAUGGGAAUACAGCACUGUGGAAGUGGCCUUGGGGUGGCUGAUGUGCACCGCCACAAUCUCGUUUCCCCGGCGCGUCCUCAGCCUCAGAACAUCGGCACCCUCCCGCCAUGGAACCUCGGGUAUGCUAUGCGCUCCACCGCGUAACUCGUCUACCACCACCGUGUACGACGGCGGGGUCGGUGGAAAGAAGGCGAACUUAGCAGCGAUCGAUGACGUCACCCCACCCAUUCUUUUCUCCCCAGGCAGACAACACGACUAUGCCACUCUCUUUUGCAGCAGCUCAGAAACAUAUUUAGCAAAAUUCAUAUAGAAAAGCUUGCAACUUCUGCUUCGUUCUAGGUUUUAUCAACUCGUAUCAAGGGUCCAACAGCGUCAAUAGCGGUGGCUGGGAGGCGGCGCGUGCCGGGAAUAAAAUGAGUGGCGAGAGUGGGGAAAGCGAAAUAGAACUGCGGUUAUAUCAGUUACUCCCUUCUCUGCCUCAGAAGAAGUCUCCUUUUUAUUCAAUGAGUGUCGACUCCAAGGGCGAGGAAUGUCAGGAUCUCCAACCUUACGAGCAACCUGGCCCAUAACAUACAAAGUGUCCAUGUAAGUCCUGUUGAAGUACUUUAUGGCUUCCUCGGCUUCAUGUUCUGUCCUAAAUCCCACAAACCCAAAUUGCCUGCUCUUCCCCUCCCUGAACCAGCAUAAGCUUGGCAUCGGUAACCUCUCCUUUCUCCGAGAAGAAUUCUCUGAGGCGAUCCUCUGCAACAUACUUUGGCAGGUUUUUCACACAAAUACAAGACCUGUCGUAAAAAAUCCUUUGACUUCACGAAGAUUUGGUAUCCUAAAUAUCCAUUUGAAAAAAGAGAUGAAUAGAUAGGGCGAAAGGAAGGGCGCGUUAGCGAACUUAUUGAAAACUAAAGCAAGAUAGGCCUUCUGUUUUUCUUAGUUUCUUAGUAAAGGCACGUUAGCGCAUCCCCUUCUUGCACGUUAGCGCCCCUAUUUUUUAAUUGCAGGCAUCAAACGGAGCUUAAUCAUUCACCUGAUUGAGCUGGAGGUGUAAGAGAAAAAGACUUACAUGUUCGAGGAGACUACCGUUUUACUAUCUCAAGCAGUAACAAUACAAGGUCACCAAAUCGCCAAACACACCAACAUACAAUUUAGAUCACCAAUAACACAUGGCCUACAAUUAAAUCCAGCGUGAACGAGGUAGUUGAAGGUGUGAUUGUCGCAGUUGUAGGUGAAUUAGUUGUUCGAUGAAGGAAGCUUCUGGAGGUACUGAUAGGCUAUGGAUUUGAAGUUUCCGGCUCCGACGAUAUAUUACCGGAAAUAUGGAGGCCUUUAGCUUGAGAAAAAGGUCAUCAGGGUUUUCUCGACAUUCGGUUGGGCUUCGCUGUCUUCAAUUUAAAUUGGGCUUUUGUGAAAUAUGGGCCCAAACUGAACUAAAGCCCAGAGCUGAUCUCUACCCGACCCUUAGUAUUUACCGGAUAACGUUUUCGCUCUGCUAAAGCAUCUUUUAGCUUGCCUAAAAGCUUCAGACAGCAAACAUGGCUACCUCCGUUCUCCACUCGCCCUCCUACACCAUCUUCAACCUUCACCACCGGCAGCAGCAGCCGAAUUUUAAUCUGCUACCGCCCACCAAGUGGAAAAUUAGAUCAGCGGGUAGUAUUUCCGCUUUGGUCGCCGACGAUGAGACAUCUUCUGUUCAUUUGUCUACUUUUCCGCUCUUCCAACCCUCUGUUCCUCCCCAACCUACGCCUGCUUCUGAGUUGGAGCUGGCAGAUCCUGAUUUCUAUAAGAUAGGAUAUGUUAGGAGUAUGCGAGCUUAUGGAAUUGAAUUCAGAGAAGGUCCUAAUGGUUUUGGAGUGUAUGCCUCUAAAGACGUUGAGCCUCUUCGUCGUGCCAGGGUGAUUAUGGAGAUUCCAUUAGAAUUAAUGUUAUCUAUAAGUCAGAAUCUUCCUUGGAUGUUUUUCCCUGAUAUCAUACCAGUUGGUCAUCCUAUCUUUGAUAUUAUCAACUCAACCAAUCCUGAGACAGAUUGGGACCUGAGGAUGGCAUGUCUUCUUUUAUAUGCAUUUGAUUGCAAUGAUAAUUUUUGGCAGCUGUAUGGCGACUUUUUACCUAGUGCAGAUGAGAGUACUAAUUUUCUUCUUGCUAAAGAGGAGGACCUUUUAGAGUUACAGGACAAGCAACUUGCUUUCACAUUGAGAGAACAGCAACAAAGAGCUUUGGAAUUUUGGGAGAAAAAUUGGCACUCUGCUGUACCCCUUAAAGUGAAACGCCUUGCUCGAGAGCCAGAGAGAUUCAUGUGGGCAUUAAGUAUGGCACAAUCUCGAACCAUCAACAUGCAAAUACGAAUAGGGGCCCUAGUUCAAGAUACAAAUUUGCUUGUCCCUUAUGCCGAUAUGUUGAAUCAUUCUUUUCAGCCGAAUUGUUUCUUCCACUGGCGUUUCAGAGAUCGAAUGCUUGAGGUGAUGAUAAAUGCUGGGCAACGAAUUAAAAAAGGAGAUGAGAUGACUGUCAAUUACAUGGAUGGACAGAUGAAUGACAUUUUCAUGCAAAGAUAUGGAUUUUCUUCCUCGGUGAAUCCUUGGGAUGUUAUCCAGUUCUCCAGCAAUGCACGGGUUCAUUUGGAUUCUUUCUUAUCUGUCUUCAAUGUAUCUGGUCUUCCAGAGGAUUAUUAUCACAACAGUAAGCUAACUCAUGGUGGCGAUAACUUUGUUGAUGGUGCGGUUAUUGCUGCUGCAAGAACUUUACCCACUUGGUCAGAUGGAGACGUCCCUCCCUUACCAAGUAUGGAAAGGAAAGCUGUGAAAGAGUUACAGGAGGAAUGCCAUCAAAUGCUUGCUGAAUAUUCUACAACUGCGGCUGAAGAUCAGCAAAUUCUAGAGUCCAAUCCUGAGGCUAGGAGGACCCUUGAAGCUGCAAUAAAGUAUAGGUUACACCGAAAAUUGUUCAUAGAGAAGGUUAUUCAGGCACUGGACGUUUACCAAGAACGGAUGUUAUUCUAAUCAUGGAAGCAACUCCUGGCAGACCGAAUGCCUAGAUCAUCUUUAUGUUUGGAAAUACGUGUUGGUUGACCAGGAGGCGGGGAAGGAGAAUUGGCAUUGAGAGGUUGUCUUAUAACUUGGGUUUUUCGUAGUCUCUUUCCAUAUUGAAUGGGAAGCAUUUCUUUACAUAGAAAUCCUUGUAACCUGUACCAUUAUGUACCUGUGACAUUUAGAUGCACAAUAUCAACUCUGAUUAGUGUGUGCUAGGUUUUUGUGUUGAUUACUUUGAUGUAAUAGUAAUGUUGUGAUCUCUUGUUAUUCUUUGAUUAUGCUUUAGACAUAACUGGACACCAAAAGAUAGUACACCAAAAGAUGUUCUUUGAUUUGUCCUAAUUGAAUUAGCUUUGUCCCUAAGCCCCGCCGGGGGAAUAUACAUUUGAGAGCAAAAUGUAAUGGCAGGCGACAUUUGGUUCUAAUAGUAGCAG
This is a messenger RNA of Striga asiatica, 3946 nucleotides long. NCBI's taxonomy places the organism in Eukaryota, Viridiplantae, Streptophyta, Magnoliopsida, Lamiales, Orobanchaceae. The record is from the annotation of a GenBank genome assembly.